Lasiosphaeria miniovina is the source of this 6597-nucleotide messenger RNA. RefSeq lists its product as uncharacterized. Gene Ontology annotation, biological process: fatty acid biosynthetic process. NCBI's taxonomy places the organism in Eukaryota, Fungi, Ascomycota, Sordariomycetes, Sordariales, Lasiosphaeriaceae. Gene Ontology annotation, molecular function: 3-oxoacyl-[acyl-carrier-protein] synthase activity; phosphopantetheine binding; fatty acid synthase activity. The record is from RefSeq and is a predicted model, not a curated record. The coding region runs from base 1 to 6384 and encodes 2127 amino acids. The transcript has 2 exons.
AUGUCUUCAAAAACUUUACUCAUCUUCGGGGACCAGACCGGGGAGGUCCUGCCGUCCAUCGAGGAGCUGAGUCGACUUACUCCUAGCUGCCAGAGCCUCAAUGCCUUCUUUCGGAAGUCUACGGAUCGUCUCCGGACUGCCAUUGCCCAGACACCAGCACAAUACAAGCGCCAAUUCCCUUCGUUUAAUUCGCCGUUAGAGCUAGCGACUGCUGUCGCCAACCAGACUGCCCAGAGCCUAGCCCUGACAGCAGCGCUUCUCAGCAUUGCUCAGUUUGGCCAUGUAAUCCUUUAUCUGGAGUCUAGCCCACGAGCACUCGAGAGCUCCAAAAACCCUACAAUUCUGGGGAUAUGCACCGGUACACUCACAGCUGUGGCCGUCGCAUGUUGUCAAAACUUGACCGAGGUUCUCUCGUUGGCCGAUGAGGUUGUCCAGCUGGCAUUUCAAGUUGGCCUCGAGGCUGCCCGGAGAUCCCAAGUCAUCGACCGCUCGACAGAUAGCUGGGCAACCUUGGCAAUCAACAUCAAGGUGGAUGACGUCCGACAAGCAGUCCAAGCCUUCAAUGUCGGGUCGGUCCUUGAGCCAAGCCAAAAUGCAUACAUCAGCGCCGAGAGUCCCUCGUCGGUAACCAUCAGCGGCCCACCGCCCACCACGUCCCGCCUGUUUGGCCAGGAACUGUUUCGAAAAUGCAAGAGGAUUCCUCUUCCGAUCCCGGCGGCCUUUCAUGCCAGCCACCUGGAGCCCAUCUCAAGGAAAAGGCUCAUAGAUGGACUGAGCCCAUCGCUUCUCGAAAGCGUCGUGCAGCAUCGAUCGAUGAUAUCCCCUUCGUCUGGUCGCUUCUACUCUGGCCAGACGUUUGCCGACAUGCUCGAAGAGGUUGCUCACGACAUAUUCCAGGCUCCAAUCUCAUUUGAAGCAUAUGUGUGCGGAUUGUCGCAAGCACUUGGCCCACAAGCGACGUUGCUUAGAUUUGGGCCAGUGAACUCGGCCAAAGCCAUCCAACAGGCUUUGAAACCGUUGGGAGUGGAUGUCGACAUGGCCGACCUGCAACACCAGGAUGAAAAAAUUACCCCUGGAAACACCGGUGCGAUUGCCAUUGUUGGAAUGUCCGCCCGUCUGCCCGGAAGCGAGACGUUGGAAGAGUUCUGGAAGGUGUUGGAAGAGGGGCGUGAUCUCCACGAAAAGAUCCGCCCAGAUCGCUUCGACGUCAAGACCCAUUGCGAUCCUUCUGGAAAGACCAAAAACACGAGCCUGACGCCAUAUGGGGUGUUUAUUGACAGGCCCGGUUACUUCGACACGCGUCUUUUUAACAUGUCGCCGCGGGAGGCGUCACAGACCGACCCCCAGCAGCGACUGAUGCUCCUCACAACGUACGAGGCUCUUGAGAUGGCCGGCUACACGCCCAACGGCACACCCUCAACAAACACGAGGCGGAUAGGGUCGUUUGUCGGUCAGACUAGCGAUGACUGGCGAGAGGUGAAUGCGAGCCAAAAUGUUGAUACGUAUUUCAUCACGGGCGGAAUUCGAGCCUUUGGUCCCGGCAGGCUGAAUUAUCACUUUGGAUGGGAGGGUCCGAGUUAUUCAAUCGAUACCGCCUGCUCGUCGAGCGCCGCCUCGAUUCAGCUGGCAUGUUCCGCUCUGCUGGCUCGAGAGUGCGAUAUGGCCGUUGGCGGGGGCGCCAAUUUCCUAACCGCGUCCGAUCUCUUUGCCGGAUUGAGCCGCGGCAGCUUCCUCUCCAAGACUGGGGGCUGUAAAACAUUUGAUCACGACGCCGACGGCUAUGUCCGUGCCGACGCCGUCGGAGUCGUCGUGCUGAAGCGGCUGGACGACGCGCUUAGGGACAGGGACAACAUCCUCGCCGUUCUUCGAGGGGCGGUAACCAACCAUUCGGCCGAGGCCGUUUCCAUCACUCACCCACAUGCAGAGACACAGGAGCGCCUUUUUCACUCGGCACUGUACCAGGCGGGUAUCCGACCUCACGACAUCGAUUAUGCCGAACUGCACGGAACAGGGACACAGGCAGGCGACGCAACCGAGUCUAGAUCCGUGACUAACGUCCUCGCCCGCGGCCGCGCCCCAUCAAAUCCCCUCUACAUCGGCACAGUGAAGCCAAACCUCGGCCACGGUGAGGCGGCUAGCGGUGUGACAUCGCUCAUAAAAGCAAUUAUGAUGCUGAGGAAGAACACGAUUCCGCCCCAUAUUGGCAUCAAGGGUCGCAUCAACCAAAAGCUGCCGCCUCUUGCUGAGCUCAACACGCACAUCUCCUUCGGAAACACGCCUUUUCUGCCGCGCGCCGAGGGAGACGGGAAGCGCAGGAUUCUCAUCAACAACUUUGACGCAGCGGGAGGAAACACAAGCAUGAUCAUCGAGGACCCCCCAGCCACCAGCAUCAAAGGAGCCGAUCCCCGCUCCCACCAUGUUGUUGCCGUGUCGGGAAAGACCCCGAAUGCAAUUCUCAACAACACUCGCCGGUUGCUCGAGUAUGUGCGGUCACAUCCCGGCACCCGCCUUGAGGACAUCGCGUACACGACGACUGCGCGACGCAUGCACCACGUCUUCCGACGGGCCCACGUCGCCUCUACUUUAGACAGCUUGUCUCUCAGUCUGGAGAGAGCAGUGUCGGAAGAGGCGUGGACCAAAGUCUCAGCGACUAAGCCCCCGGCCGUGUUCAUUUUCACGGGCCAAGGCUCGCAGUACACUGGCAUGGCUUCUGGGCUGUACAAGACCAACCCGGUAUUCCGCGAUUCUCUUCAGGACAGCGCACGGAUCUGCAGCUCGCACGGCUUUGCAUCCUUCCUGCCGCUUAUCGCCGACGACGCCUUGGACAUGUCUCAGGCAACAGCAGUGCAGGUCCAGUUGGCCAUUGUGUCGGUCGAGCUGGCCGUCGCCGCGCUGUGGAAGGCCGUGGGGAUCGUGCCGACUGCUGUUCUUGGCCACAGUCUGGGAGAAUACCCAGCUCUGUGCACGGCAGGGGUGAUUUCGCUGAGCGAUUGUCUGUAUCUCGUCGGCAAGCGCGCAAGUCUCAUGAUGGAGAAGUGCACCCCCGGCACGCACUCAAUGCUCGCCGUGCAGCUGGGCUUGGAGGAGGCUGAAGGCCUCAGCGACGAACUAAGUGCCUCUUACGAGAUUGCUUGUGUCAAUGGCCCCGCAUCGACAGUGAUCAGCGGCCCAGUCGACCGGAUAAGAGUGCUCCAGGAGAAGGUGAGGUCAAGAGCUGUCAAGACCACGCUGCUAGAGGCGCAGUUCGCCUUUCACUCGGCGCAGAUGGACGAAGUGCUUGAAGAUUUUGCUGCAGUUGCCCGAAAAGUCCAUUUCUCAGCGCCUUCGAUCGCGGUAGCAUCAACAGUGCUUGGGACAGUCGUUGACAAACAGGGAGUGAUAGAUGCGAGGUAUCUGCAACGCCAGACCAGAGAGAGGGUGCAGUUUCUCAAGGCCGUGGAUAGUGUCAAAUCCUUGCUGGGGGAUGGCCGCAAAGUCAAACAGACGGUGUGGGUUGAGACUGGGCCCAACCCCACCUGCCUUGGCUUGGUCCGGUCGGUGUUGGGUGACUCUGACAACGAGUUGCUCCUUCCCUCGCUCAAGCGCAAAGAAGGCGACUGGAAAAUCCUAGCAAGCGCGCUAGCCAAGACCUUCACCGCCGGACUCGACAUAGACUGGAGAGAACUCCACCGCCCCUACGAGACUGCCCUCCAGCUUGUCGAGCUCCCCAACUACGCAUUUGACCUCAAGAAUUACUGGAUCCAGUAUGAAGGCGACUGGGCAGUUAGAAAGGGAGAUGCCCCGGCCACCGCAUCGACGCCAGCAAGCCCAAACACGCUGCCUCCUUCCUUUUCCACGACAAGCCUCCAUCGAAUCGAAUUCGAGAACAGCGACACUGCAGGAAUCACCGUCACAUUUGCCACCGAUGCCAACGAGCCCAAGCUUAACAAGGCCCUCCGCGGCCAUCUGGUCAACGGCGCUGGCCUCUGUCCGAGCUCUGUCUACGCUGACAUGGCCUUCACUGCCGCGAGAUACAUCCAGAGCCUCGGCGAUGCGGCAUUUGAUACGUCGAUGGACGUCCGAAACAUGGAUGUCUUCAAGCCUUUGCUCAUCAAUCCCGGCGAGACAAAGCAGAUUAUCCGCGUCAAGGCGUCAAAAAAGUCGUCUUCCGACCAGGUUGAAGUCAAAUUCAGCUCCCAGGACGGCGAAAUCUACGAAGACCAUGCCAACUGUACUGUAGUCUUUGGCAACGGCAGCAACUGGAAAGACGAGUGGGCAAAGACGGCGUACCUCGUCAAGGCAAGGAUCGACCACCUCAUCCAAUCCGCGGCCCUGGGGAAGACACACCGGCUGCUACGGCCCAUGGUCUACAAGCUGUUCGCGGGUCUGGUAGACUACGAUACGAAGUAUCAGGGCAUGCGCGAGGUCUACAUGGACAGCAACCUCUUUGAGGCUUCUGCCAAUGUCAAGUUCAACACGACUGACGCGGACGGCUGUUUUACCUACAGCCCUUACUGGAUUGACAGCCUGGCUCAUCUCUCUGGGUUCGUGCUGAACGGUGCUGACACCACCCCGCCAGACUCGGUAUACAUCUCGCAUGGCUGGGGAAGCAUGAAGAUAGUUGGGCAGCUCUCAAACGAUAAGGAGUACCAGAGCUAUGUGCGCAUGCAGGAAACAAAGACGCGUGGAGUCAUGGCUGGAGACGUCUACUUUUUCGAUGAUGGCGUGGUCGUUGCUGUCUGCCAGGACCUCAAGUUCAAGCGGAUCAAGCGGACUAUUCUCAACAGCCUCAUGCCUUCCACCCUUUUUGGGCAAGAUAUUCGAGUUUCCGCUCAGAGUUUGCCUGUGACAGGACCAGCUGCGCCGAGCCGGAAUCUCAUAAUACCACAAACCCGAGAAGAUCCAGUCCAGGCGGUCUCGUCUCUGGAUUUCAGCAUAGUUCUCAAUCUCAUUGCCACGGAAGUGGGGGUAGAGAUAUAUGAGCUCAGCGACGAUGCCACGUUUGCAGAUUUGGGGGUCGACAGUCUUCUCUCGAUCAGCAUCGCAGCAAGACUAGGUGCUCUGCUUGGCGAAAAUAUUCCUGCGACUCUCUUCACAGAGUGUCUGACCGUCGGGGAUCUUCGUACGCACUUCACGGGGCAUCGGGAUUCCAACGACGGCGCCUCAGUUUCGGACAGCAGCUCUGACAAUGGCGAAGACAUCUUCACUGCUCCGGCAACGACUGCAAGUACCCCCAUGUGCGCCACCACCGAGACCAUAGGGAUAGGGACACCGGCUGAAUACUCGAUCGAAGUAUUCCGAAAGAUUAUUGCCGACGAAGUCGGAGUCGACGCUAGCGAGGUCGACGACGGGACGCCUCUUGCGGAUCUCGGAGUUGACAGUUUGCUCUCUCUGGCUAUCUUGGGCUCCAUCAAGUCACAGACAGGCCAGGUGCUCCCGUCGAGCUUCUUGGUAGAUAACCCGACCAUCGCCGCCAUUCAGUCUGCCCUUGGCCGCCCUUCGACUACCCUGCCUGUGCAGAGGCUUGUGCGCGUCCUUGAAAAGGCACAGCAGAGGCUUGAUGCCCCCAGAGCAGAAGCAGUCUUGCUCCAGGGUUCGGUUUUGUCGCAGGACCCAUCGUUGUUUCUGCUGCCAGAUGGAUCGGGGAGUGCAAGUAGCUACGUCGGUUUCCCGCGCUUGCACCUCGCUGGGGCAGUUUACGGCCUGAAUAGUCCGUUCCUGGACAAAGCAAAGGAUUUUACUGUCUCCAUCCAGGAUGUGGCAGCCAUGUAUGUGGCUGAGAUCCGGCGAGUGCAGUCGCACGGGCCGUAUCACCUUGCCGGCUGGUCCAUCGGUGGCACAUAUGCAUUCGAAGUCGCGUCACGGCUGAUGCGGCAUCACGGAGAACGGGUCGACAGCCUCACGCUCAUUGAUGCGCCCUGCCCGAAAUCGCUCCCGCCAUUGCCCAUAGAGACUAUUGGGUUGCUGGAGAGGAUAGGCGCCUUUGACGGGUUGAAAGAUAGGCCUGCAGCCGGCGCCGGGGAGGGUAAAAUGAGAAAGGGCGUGCAAGACCAUUUCGCAGGGUCCGUCAACGCACUCAAACAGUAUCGACCGGUGCCAAUGCCUCGUUACAUGUCGAGCAGCAUCAAGACGAUUACGGCUGUGUGGGCUCGUCAUGGCGUGUGGGAGACGGUUGGAGAGGAGGUGCGUGCAAAGCAUGCCACGAGCGGAGGCGAUGCAAAUGCUGCGCAGGACUGGAUCAUGGAUCCCCGGGAGAGCUUCGGGACCAAUGCUUGGGAGAUGCUCUUGCCCGGUGGAGAUAUCAGAUGCGAAGUCAUCACGGGGGAUCAUUUUAGCAUUAUGCGCAAACCGGGAGUCACGGAGCUGGGACAUCGGCUGGCUGAGGCAGUGAACAGCUCACGGUAGGCUUACUGUUGGCUGGCGGUGGUGUGAUUUGGUGUUGGCGCUGGCAGUUUACUUGAUUGAUUUGUCCAGUUAUUUUGAAUUUCUGGUUUAAGGGGCUUGGUAAUUAAAGCUGAUGGCUUCGCGAGAAGCUGAGCGUUAUCAGAGAGCAGUUAGACUUGUUUCCUGAAAGACUUGGGUACAUGGAUAUUUUUUUUCAAUGGCAUGGUUUUAUCG